Molecule: messenger RNA, 2190 nt
Organism: Mizuhopecten yessoensis (Yesso scallop)
Lineage: Eukaryota; Metazoa; Mollusca; Bivalvia; Pectinida; Pectinidae
Product: GRIP and coiled-coil domain-containing protein 2-like
Exons: 1
Coding region: 1-2190 (729 amino acids)
Source: RefSeq, a predicted model, not a curated record
AUGGUGUCCGUUAAUGUUUUAGUCCGUUUGGUGGUUACCACCUCGUUCGUUUUGUUGUGUUAUGUAAGUGGUUCUGAAGACCACAGCAAGAGGAUUCUCCUGAACGACCCCAGCUACUUCCAAGACCAGAUGACCCACCUCCAGGAAGAACUGCAGACCCUACAGACCACUGAUCAGACUCAAACUAGUGAACUACAGACUCUACAGACCACUGAUCAGACUCAAACUAGUGAACUACAGACUCUACAGACCACUGAUCAGACUCAAACUAGUGAACAGCAGACCCUACAGACCACUGAUCAGACUCAAACUAGUGAACUGCAGACCCUACAGACCACUGAUCAGACUCAAACUAGUGAACUACAGACUCUACAGACCACUGAUCAGACUCAAACUAGUGAACUGCAGACCCUACAGACCACUGAUCAGACUCAAACUAGUGAACUGCAGACCCUACAGACCACUGAUCAGACUCAAACUAGUGAACUACAGACUCUACAGACCACUGAUCAGACUCAAACUAGUGAACUGCAGACCCUACAGACCACUGAUCAGACUCAAACUAGUGAACUGCAGACCCUACAGACCACUGAUCAGACUCAAACUAGUGAACUACAGACUCUACAGACCACUGAUCAGACUCAAACUAGUGAACUGCAGACCCUACAGACCACUGAUCAGACUCAAACUAGUGAACUGCAGACCCUACAGACCACUGAUCAGACUCAAACUAGUGAACUACAGACUCUACAGACCACUGAUCAGACUCAAACUAGUGAACUGCAGACCCUACAGACCACUGAUCAGACUCAAACUAGUGAACUGCAGACCCUACAGACCACUGAUCAGACUCAAACUAGUGAACUGCAGACCCUACAGACCACUGAUCAGACUCAAACUAGUGAACUGCAGACCCUACAGACCACUGAUCAGACUCAAACUAGUGAACUGCAGACCCUACAGACCACUGAUCAGACUCAAACUAGUGAACUGCAGACCCUACAGACCACUGAUCAGACUCAAACUAGUGAACUGCAGACCCUACAGACCACUGAUCAGACUCAAACUAGUGAACUGCAGACCCUACAGACCACUGAUCAGACUCAAACUAGUGAACUGCAGACCCUACAGACCACUGAUCAGACUCAAACUAGUGAACUGCAGACCCUACAGACCACUGAUCAGACUCAAACUAGUGAACUGCAGACCCUACAGACCACUGAUCAGACUCAAACUAGUGAACUACAGACUCUACAGACCACUGAUCAGACUCAAACUAGUGAACUACAGACCCUACAGACCACUGAUCAGACUCAAACUAGUGAACUACAGACUCUACAGACCACUGAUCAGACUCAAACUAGUGAACUACAGACCCUACAGACCACUGAUCAGACUCAAACUAGUGAACUACAGACUCUACAGACCACUGAUCAGACUCAAACUAGUGAACUACAGACUCUACAGACCACUGAUCAGACUCAAACUAGUGAACUACAGACUCUACAGACCACUGAUCAGACUCAAACUAGUGAACUACAGACUCUACAGACCACUGAUCAGACUCAAACUAGUGAACUACAGACUCUACAGACCACUGAUCAGACUCAAACUAGUGAACUACAGACUCUACAGACCACUGAUCAGACUCAAACUAGUGAACUACAGACUCUACAGACCACUGAUCAGACUCAAACUAGUGAACUACAGACUCUACAGACCACUGUUCAGACUCAAACUAGUGAACUACAGACCCUACGGGCGACAGUACAGACACAUAACGCUGAACUACAGACACAGACUAGUGAACUACAGACCCUACAGACAACAGUACAGACACAUAACGCUGAACUACAGACACAGACUAGUGAACUACAGACCCUAUGGGCAACUGUACAGACUCAAUCUAGUAAACUGCUGACUCUACAGACCACUGAUCAGACUCAAACUAGUGAACUACAGACCCUAUGGGCAACUGUACAGACUCAAUCUAGGAAACUGCUGACUCUACAGACCGCUGAUCAGACUCAAACUAGUGAACUACAGACCCUACGGGCAACAGUUCAGACGCAGAACGCUAAGUUACAGAACCAGAACGCUGAACUACAGACACAGAAUGAAAAAUAUUUUCACUGGAACAACGACUCUAUCAGGCCAAUCAAGGUAGAUAAUAUUAUAUAUCUGCAUUGA